UAACAUCAACCUCGGUUCUUCAGAGCAGCAGUAGCGAGUCGGCAGGACCUAUCAUCUGCUUGCAAUCACACCAUUGUAAGCCAGGUACCACUGGAGUUUAGUGAACUUUUCAUCGAGUCCUUUACCGUGUGGGUGUGAAGUUCUUCCAAAUUCACGCUUUGUGAUUUCCUGAAACCACUGCGACCGUCGCACGGGUGGAAACAGAGUCAAAAUAAAAUCGCAGUGUCAAAAAUAAAGAUUACACCCUCCCGCUUGAACAAUCGCGAGGAAAUAAUCAUUUCUUGUACUUGUGAAGAGUGUGUGAUCAAAAAUCGGUAGAGAUGCAAAACGUUGUAGAUUGCAAGGAACACAUGCCGAAGGCCGAUACCAUCCGGCUGCGGAACAAAUAUAUCGGCAAAUCCUGCCAACUGUUUUACAAAACCGACCCGUUGAAAAUAGUUCGUGGCCAAGGCCAAUACAUGUACGACGAGGAAGGGUCACGCUAUCUCGACUGCAUCAAUAACGUCGCACAUGUCGGUCACUGCCAUCCAAAAGUGGUAGAAGCCGGUUCCCGCCAGAUUGCUACUCUGUCUACCAACAAUCGCUUUUUGCACGAUGAGCUGGUCAAGUGUGCCGAAACGUUGACCGCCAAGAUGCCCGGAAAUCUGUCGGUUUGCUACUUUGUCAACUCGGGCUCCGAGGCUAACGAUUUGGCGCUACGCCUUGCGCGACAUCACACCAAGCGCCACGAGGUUAUCACCUUGGACCAUGCCUAUCAUGGACAUGUGUCUGCGGUGAUGGACAUUUCCCCGUACAAGUUCAACCAACCCGGUGGUGAUCCGAAACCGGAUUUUGUCCACGUAGCACCCUGCCCGGAUGUCUAUCGGGGAAAGUACCGUGACUGCGAUUAUCCCGAGGACACUGACUUAGGUCAGCUGUACGCUGAUGAAGUAGCUCGACUUGUAGAGAACUGCCCUACCGGUGUCGCGGCUUUUAUCGCCGAAAGUCUGCAAAGCUGUGGCGGACAGAUCAUUCCACCAAAGGAUUACUUUAAGAAGGUGUACAAAAUAAUCCGUGAUGCCGGAGGUGUUACAAUCGCUGACGAGGUGCAAGUUGGUUUCGGUCGGAUCGGAACACACUAUUGGGCUUUCGAACCUCAUGACGUCAUUCCGGACAUCGUAACCGUGGCCAAACCGAUGGGUAAUGGCCACCCAGUGGGUGCUGUCGUCACUACACCGGAAAUUGCAGAAAGCUUCGCUUCCACUGGAGUGUGUUACUUCAAUACGUAUGGUGGCAACCCGGUAUCUUGUGCUAUUGCUAACGCUGUGAUGAAUGUUAUCGACGAAGAAAAGCUGCAAGAAAAUGCGCUAGCUGUCGGAAAAUACCUUCUGGAGCAGUGCCGUUCACUUCGAUAUGAAUACGAUGCGGUUGGUGAUGUCCGUGGAACCGGUCUAUUCAUAGGAAUUGAACUGGUCAUCAAUCGCAAGGAACGCAUCCCUGCCACUAAGGCAGCCAAGGCCGUUGUUGACAGAAUGAAGAAUACCCACAAAAUUCUCGUAAGCAGCGAUGGACCAAACGAAAACGUUAUCAAGCUAAAGCCUCCGAUGGUUUUUAAUGGUGAGAACGCUGAUCAAUUCCUGUAUGGUUUUCGUGAAUGUUUGACCUACUUGGAAAAUCAGGAAAAAUCUCAAGUCUCAAGCCCAGUUGUUACGAUACCAAUGUCUGCGACUGGUGGGCUAUGUAGCCUAGCUAAUAAUGCCAUCAGUGAAAAGCGUGAAAAAUUAAUCAAAUCUGUUUGAACUUCCGCCUUAAAUAUGAAUUUUAACCAAUAAUUUACCUUAAACUUGUAAGCCUCAUCUAUACAAAUCUUAAUAUACUUAUUUGUUUAAAAAUAGGUAAGCUUACUACUUUCGAAAUGCUUUACACUUUGAAGGAAAAUUCUUCAUUCUAACAAUUUCAAUAAUAUCUAAAAAUGUAUAA
Messenger RNA from Ochlerotatus camptorhynchus, 1959 nucleotides. RefSeq names its product alanine--glyoxylate aminotransferase 2-like. The transcript is spliced from 7 exons. Gene Ontology annotation, molecular function: pyridoxal phosphate binding; transaminase activity. The record is from RefSeq and is a predicted model, not a curated record. NCBI's taxonomy places the organism in Eukaryota, Metazoa, Arthropoda, Insecta, Diptera, Culicidae. The coding region runs from base 321 to 1778 and encodes 485 amino acids.